UCUCCCUCUCCCUCUCUUUCAGUUGAACGGUUAUUCCCUUCUCCAUUCCAUUAUUUAGAUAAUCCCAAACCCCUUUCCCCAUGGCCUCCCCCUGAAAAGCUCACCACCCAUUUCUUCUCUUCGUCUCAAGAUCCCAAAUUCGAUUCCUUACUUUAAAUCCUCUGCUAGAUCUUCUUGUUCUUCAUCUUCAUCUUCAUAUUCAAUCCAGAAGCUUAAUCCUGCUCUCUCAAAUUGAUGUUUCUAUCAUCCUCGAGAAGAUACUAGAAGGAAAACGAACAAGAGCUUGGAUUUGGUUGGAGUAAUGAAAAGUACGAAAAGUCCGAAAUACAUGGAAUGCUUCGACUUCAAUCAUUUCGAUCUCCUUACUGAAGAAAUCGUAUUCGCGAUUCUUGACUUCCUAGACGAGAACCCUCUUGACAAGAAAUCAUUCUCUUUGGUUUGCAAAUCUUUUUAUGUUUCUGAAGCUCGACACCGGAAGACCCUGAAGCCCCUACGUUCUGAGCUUCUUACCACAAUUCUUGAUCGUUAUCCUUCUGUUACGCAUCUUGAUCUUACUCUCUGUCCUCGGAUCACCGACAAUUCCCUUAUUGUUAUCUCUUCGGUUUGUAAAUCGACGUUGCGUUCCAUUGAUCUAUCUAGAUCUAAGUGUUUCUCUCACGUGGGCCUGUCUAAUUUGGUUAUCAAUUGCUCGUCUUUGGUUGAGCUCGAUCUGUCUAAUGGUACUGAGCUGACGGAUCCUGCUGCGGCGGUGAUAGCGGAGGCAAGGAAUUUGGAGAAGUUAUGGCUGGUGAGAUGUAAAUUGAUUUCUGAUUUGGGGAUUGGAUGUAUUGCGGUUGGGUGCAAGAAGCUGAGAUUGAUCAGCUUGAAGUGGUGCUUAGGUGUUACUCAUUUGGGUGUGGGUUUGCUUGCAAUCAAAUGCAAGGAGAUCCGUAGUUUAGAUCUCUCUUACGUUCCGAUUACUAAGAAAUGUCUUCCAUCUAUCUUGCAACUACAACAUCUUGAAGAGUUGAUUCUUACAGGAUGCCUUGGUAUUGAUGAUGGAGACCUUGCAACCCUCAGACGAGGGUGUGCAUCACUUCAGACACUCAAUAUGUCAUGUUGUCAAAAUGUGACACAUGAAGGUUUAUUUUUUCUAACAAAUGGAGCUGGAAAUCUACGCCAACUUAUUUUAGCAUAUGGCUCUCCUGUUACACUUGCGCUGGCUGGAACCUUGCAAAAGUUCCCAAAACUGCACUCUAUCAAAUUAGAUGGUUGCCUUGUCACUAGUGAUGGGCUAAAUGCCAUUGGAGAUUCUUGUGUAUCACUUAGUGAAUUGAGCUUUAGUAAGUGCUCAGGAGUGACAGAUGAAGGUCUAUCUUCCAUUGUGGCAAAACACAAAGAGUUGAAGAAACUGGACAUAACUUGCUGCCGCAGGAUAACUCAUGCCUCUAUUGCGAGCAUCAAAACUUCAUGCACCUCUCUUACUUCUCUCAGGAUGGAAUCUUGUAGCCUUGUUUCAAAGGAUGCCUUUGUCUCGAUUGGACAGCAUUGUCCUUUUUUGGAAGAACUAGAUGUGACAGAUAACAGCAUUGAUGAUGAAGGUCUAAAGUCCAUCUCAAGGUGCUCCAAUCUCUCUAAUUUAAAAAUAGGGAUUUGCUCAAACAUAACAGAUGAGGGACUUAUUCAUAUUGGCAAGUGUUGCCCAAAACUUAAAGAGCUCGAUUUGUACAGGUCCAUGAGAAUAACUGAUUUAGGCAUUGCGGCAAUUGCUUCUGGUUGUUCUGGGAUAGAGAUGAUUAACAUAGCUUAUUGUAAAGAUAUAACUGAUCACUCUUUAAGAUCAUUGUCAAAAUGCUCAAGAUUAAAUACACUUGAAAUUCGAGGAUGCGUUUGUAUUUCAACAUUGGGUCUCUCAGCCAUUGCUGUGGGCUGUAAGCAACUGACCAAGCUUGACAUAAAGAAGUGCUACAAUAUUGAUGAUGCUGGAAUGCUUCCUCUAGCUCACUUUUCCCAAAAUCUCAGAGUGAUAAACUUGUCAUAUUGUUCUGUAACUGAUGUGGGACUGUUAGCAUUAGCCAGCAUCAGCUGUCUGCAGAGCAUGACCAUCUUGCACCUGAAGGGUUUGACUGCAAAUGGUCUAGCAGCAGCACUGUUAGCAUGUGGCGGGCUAACAAAAGUCAAGCUCCACACAUCCUUCAGACCCUUGCUCUCCGAACCUCUUCUCGAACACAUUGAAGCCCGUGGCUGUGUUUUCCAAUGGAGGGACAAACCUUUCCAGUGUGAAGAAGAUGCGAGGAGUUGGAAACUGCAGGCAGAUGUGGUAUGAGUUUUGACUGAUUAGUGUAGGAAGGAUGGAGAUUCCUCAGUCGGAGUUGGUCCCACACUGUAUAUAUAUUAUGGGGAAAAAGUUCCCCACGAUGCUAGUGUACUGUUGCCCUUGCACUUGGAUCUUUUUAUUGUUCUCUCUCUCCUACCAUGACCAUAUGGGCUUCAUGUGGAUUGUAGUGGUAUGGAAAGUUUCCCCACAAGAGAUUCCGCCGCGUUGCCUCUCCCAUAUAUUAUAUGAAGCACGUUUGGAUUCUAUUAAUGAUUGUGGACGGCUGGCUUCAGUUAUUUGGGUAGGGUGGUCCAUUCAUUAGGUUAUGUGUCGUCUGAAGCAUCUUGGAAUAGAUUCUAGGAAGUAGGAAAGUUCUGGUGGUGUUGCUUUCUAAUUUUAUAUCUUUAGAUUUCGUUGCAUUUACAGCAUUGGAUGGCACCUAAACUGGUGCAAUCUAUAACUCUUCCCUCUUUAAAUUAUUGUUAUAGCUUGUUGGAGGAAAAAUACUCCCCUUAGCUUGUAGUUGUGGCCAAUUGAGAAAGCAAAUGUGAAAAUUUCUAUCA
Molecule: messenger RNA, 2859 nt
Organism: Macadamia integrifolia
Lineage: Eukaryota; Viridiplantae; Streptophyta; Magnoliopsida; Proteales; Proteaceae
Product: F-box/LRR-repeat protein 3-like
Exons: 8
Coding region: 302-2305 (667 amino acids)
Biological process (GO): SCF-dependent proteasomal ubiquitin-dependent protein catabolic process
Cellular component (GO): SCF ubiquitin ligase complex
Molecular function (GO): protein binding
Source: RefSeq, a predicted model, not a curated record